AUGGCAUGGAGUUCAUCUAAUGAUGUUGAGAGCUGGCUGGAGGAAUGCAGCUCUUCAGUUGAUCCCUUCCCUGAGAGCAUUUCUGCUCCUUUGGCCUGUGGAUCCUGCAGCAAUAGAACCAGCUUUGAAGAUGAUCUUAGCCUGGGAGCCGAAGCAAUGUUUCUCCUCAACAAAGGCAGAGCUGAGUCUGGGUUCCCAAAAGAUAGCAGAUGGUCUUCUCAGCAUAUUAAUCUGGAUCAUAGCAUGGCUUCCAGUGCCAUCUCGGGCAGUACAAACAAGACUACCUCCAGUAUCUCAGAGGUGUUGGACCUUUGUGAAGUGGAUGUGGAGACAAUCCUCUGCAACUUGGGCUUCAUCCAAGAGGAGCCACAGGCCACAUCUUGGAUCCCAGCCCGGUUCUUCUCUGUUCCGUCUCAGGCCAAGGGCAUUGAUUUCCAGCUUUUCCUGAGAGCCCAGGUGCAACGGAUUGAGACAGAAGACCCUUGCCUGAUCUUAGCAAGUCGGUUCAAGCAGGUCCAGACUCUGGCUGUAACUGCAGAUGCGCUCUUCUGCCUCUACUCUUAUGUAUCUAAGACUCCUGUGCAGAAGAUUUCUCCUGCCCAAUUGUUCUGGGCUUUCCCUGAAAUACCAGAAUCAUGGAAUGCUCCCUCCAACCCCGAGACACUCUCUCCACUCCAACGCCUGCAAAGAGCUGUUUCCAGGAUGUGUUUGUACAUCUCACCACGAAAGAGAAGGCUUUCAGGGGCAUCUGAUACACAGGUUCCCAUGAGCUGCUUGGAACAGAUUGUACAGGAAGUGAUGGCAAAGGCUUUCAAAGACAGAUUGGAUGGGAUUCACAUAGUGACUCCUGAAGACCCUAUCAAAAUGGAGAGUGCUUCUUCAAAAUCAAUUAUGAUGGACUCAACUCCUGUGGCUUCCCCCUGUUUCUGCUGUGAAGCUCCAGCUCAGUCUAAGGAAAAUACAGAUCUCAUCUUGCUGGGCUUACAACCACGGCUUGCCUCUUCCACUGGUGGAACCAGCAGGGAAAGUCUGGACAUUGAUGGCUAUCAAAAAUUCUUCCACUAUUUUUCUCCACCACCAGUUACAACUCUAGAUGAAAGCAGUGAGGAAUCAGAUGAAGAGUCUUCUGAGUCAACAGAAAAAGGCUCUUCUGGAAAGGAAGUGUGGACUUUUUGACAGAUCUGUCCCAACGUUAUAGUUAAGAGGGGGAGAGCAGUUAACCAUAACAUUGGCAGAUCGAAAGUCACUUAAACACUGAAAUUCAGUGGCAGGACAGUGUAGGUGCUUCAGACUUUAGUUCUUCAUUUGCUCUAGGCUUGGCCUACCUUACUGCAAAGGGCAUAGAAAUAAUGUUAGUGAAGCUGAUGGGUUUUCUGAAAGAAACAUUUAAAUGCUGAAUCCUAGUAUUGGACCACAUGCAUGACAAGAGUUGGAUUGGAUGUCCCAUAUGGUAUCUUCCAAUUCUAUGCUUCAUUGAGUCUAUUAAAUGGUUUGAGGACACAGAUUCCAGAAGUCACCCAGCUUUUUCAGUGGUAAGAGAUGGAUACCUCAGAAAACGAAAGCUGACUUAUAAUGUACCUGAUCACUGGUUCUUCUAGCCUUCUUUAAACUGGCUGUGCUAGGGAUUGAAUCUUGAGCUUCCUGCACAUGAUGCAUACAUUUUACAAUGCUAGGCCCCCAACUUUGUUUCAGCAACAUCACUAAGGUUUCUGCAAUAUUGUUCAGCAUUCAAGAGGACAGAGGUUGAUAUCUAUCCAUGGAAUUAACUUCCUUGAUUCCAGGAGGCACGGAACACAAAAUACAGCUUCUGUCACUUCAGUUGUUUCAGGAGUAGGAACCAUAUUGUAUUGUGUUAAACAGGACAGAAGGUGUUCAGGUUGUGAAGAUGGGAGAGGCUGUAGAACUUAGGGUGGAAUUUUAAAAAACCUUUUCAUAGAAAGGCAGCCAUUUUGAAGGCCUUCAAUAUGUUUUGCUCUUCUACCAAUGGAACUUGGUUUAUUUAUUCUUUUCUGAAGAUAGUUUUGACAUAUCGAUAUGCCUUUCCUUUAUGGUAAUUUUUAGCAUUCCUUGAAAAAAGUGUUCUUAUUUGUUUGAAUUAUUGUUGGGUACCCUCCCAGUAAUUUGCCCUUGGUGAUACUUUCAAGUAGCCCAAUAUGAAUGCCUCUAGCUUUAUUUGUCAGCACAUGUUGUGAUGUGUGUAUCUGUGAGGUUAUCUAUGAAGUUGUUCCACUCACCAUGUGAUCCCUAUUUGUUUGGGACCAACUAUGUGGCCAGUUUGGGGAUAAGGAAGAAGGAGCAGGAGCAGUUGCAGCAAAGGAAAAGUAGCAUUGAAUGAGAUUAUGGGAGAGGAUCAGUAUUCAGGCAGCCACCAGUGCAGUCCUAUAUACAUCUCUUGUGACAUCACAUUCAAUGUAGUCUAUUCUGUAAGUAAUAAUUUAUACACUUGUAUAAAAUGAGAGCAACCCAGUUGACUGGUGCAUAGGUAGUGUACAUACAUUGGUAUUAAAUGUUUUUGGGGGCAAGUGGUUUUUGCUCUGCCCAAACUUUUGGUUUUGACCCAAAUUAAAUACAGGUGGUUUGCUGAAUUAUUCCAAUUGAGGGGUGAAUUCAUACUUUUAUUAACAUAGGCAAGACUUCAUCAUGAAAGAG
Molecule: messenger RNA, 2649 nt
Organism: Anolis sagrei ordinatus
Lineage: Eukaryota; Metazoa; Chordata; Lepidosauria; Squamata; Anolidae
Source: RefSeq, a predicted model, not a curated record